This is a messenger RNA of Eutrema salsugineum, 2277 nucleotides long. RefSeq lists its product as uncharacterized. The record is from RefSeq and is a predicted model, not a curated record. Bases 1 to 2277 code for a protein of 758 amino acids. Gene Ontology annotation, molecular function: nucleic acid binding; zinc ion binding. The transcript has a single exon. Lineage: Eukaryota; Viridiplantae; Streptophyta; Magnoliopsida; Brassicales; Brassicaceae.
AUGCCGCCUAAGAAAGAUCAUGAGGAAAUUUCGAUGGCUGAUUUACACCGAUCGUUAAUAGCGAUGCAGGAAUCUCUGCAACAAACGCUGCAACAGUCGAUUCAUACUCUAGGAGAGACUCUGGCUCAAAACCAGCAGACUUUGAUUGCCGCUGUUACUGCAAAUAAUCGUGUCGUUGGUGCAAACGCCAACAACGAAGCCAUCGUGCUCGACAAUAAUCCUCGUGAGCGUCCUCACCACCAACAGAUACAGCACCAACAACCCGAGGGGCGACACAAUCAACAGGGUAAUGAUCGUCGCUGGGAAACAGGGCUUAAAGUGGAUAUUCCGGAAUUUCAGGGAAGUGUACGAGGAGAGGACCUGUUAGAUUGGAUCAUCGCUGUGGAAGAGGUACUUGAGUUUAAACAGGUUCCGCCAGAACGUCGCGUGUCACUCAUUGCCACAAGGUUUCGAGGUAGAGCAGCUUCAUGGUGGUUACAGUUCAAAACAAAUAGAGCUCGUACAGGAAAAACAAAGAUUGAGACAUGGGAAAAGCUUAAGAAACAUCUCCGAGCACAGUUUCUUCCGCUGAACCAUGACCGUACAAUGUUUACGCGGCUGCAGAAUUUACGACAAGGUUCGCGCACAGUUGACGAAUAUGCUGAAGAGUUUUAUUUGUUACUUACCAGGAACGAACUCAAUGACACGCAAAUCCAACUCGUUUCACGGUUCAUUGGUGGACUUCGUCCUCAAUUGCAGAAUUCGUUGGCUCAGUUCGAUCCUACAACGUUAGCUGAAGCACACCGCCGCGCUUUGGCUUUUGAGUCACAGAGCAAAUUCCCAACAUCUUGGAAUUCGCAGAACGCAUGGAAAAGCAAAGUAGGUCCAUCAGAGGCAGAGAACAGUUUAUCUUCACCCGACGUGGCCACUAAAACAAACUCUCACAAUCGUACAACCAUUCCUGAAGAUACGGGGCUCCGACGUUCUUCUAGAAACGCUUUACGUUGCUAUUCGUGUGGAGAACAAGGUCAUCGGCAAACCGCUUGCCCAAAUCAACAACGACGAGGAUUGCUUAUUGACGAUGGUGAGCAUUUGGAUCCAACUUGUGACGAUCUCGAAGACGAAGAAAUCGAGGAGACUCCCACCGCAGGAGACACUAAUGCACCUUCGCUAAUGAUGCGUCGAAUCUGUCUUGCACCAAUCGGUUAUGAAGAACCAUGGCUUCGGUCAAAUAUUUUUCGUUCGACGUGCACCAUCAAAGGGAAGCUGUGCAACUUUGUUAUUGAUUCAGGGAGUUGUCACAAUGUUAUAUCAGAGACUGCAGUUAAAAAACUUGGAUUAAAGAGAGAAGAUCAUCCUGCACCGUAUACAUUGGUAUGGAUUUCAGAAGGCACAGAAGUAAAGAUUACACAUCGAGCUUUGGUUUCUUUUUCUAUUGGAGCCUUCUACAAAGAUACCAUCUACUGUGAUAUCGCUCCAAUGGAUGUGAGCCACUUAAUUUUAGGGCGUCCUUGGCAGUUUGAUCGCGAUACCUCCCAUUCCGGAAAAAAGAAUACCUACAGCUUUGUGUUUGAAAAUCGCAAGAUUAUUCUCUUACCAAGUCCAGAGCCAACGUCACUUCCUCUUGUUACUCAUAGAGUCGAUGUCCAGCCACAUGUUACGACCGGAAACCCCUCUCAGUCGACGUUGCUUUGUUCUCGAGCUCAGUUCGAAACCGAACUUCGACAGUCGAAGUUUUUGCUGGCAUUAGUGCCAUCGUCUCCUUCUCAAAAAACAGGUCCGAUUGAAUUACCACCUGCGUUUUCAGCCUUGCUUCAUGAAUUCAUGGAUAUUUUCCCUGAGGAUCUUCCGCUACAGUUGCCACCAUUACGAGACAUCCAACACCAGAUAGAUCUUGUACCCGGUGCCACUUUACCGAAUCGGCCUCAUUACCGUAUGAGCCCGCAAGAACACGAAGAAUUACGAAGACAGGUGGAAGGGUUAAUUGCUAAAGGACACAUUCGCGAGAGUCUCAGCCCUUGUGCUGUUCCUGCGUUAUUGAUUCCAAAAAAGGAUGGUUCUUGGAGAAUGUGCGUCGAUAGUCGGGCAAUCAACAAAAUUACUAUCCAUUAUCGUUUUCCUAUUCCUCGGCUUGAUGACUUACUGGAUCAGAUUGGGAAAGCGACAAUUUUUUCUAAACUCGAUCUCAAGAGUGGGUACCAUCAGAUACGGAUCAAACCAGGUGACCAAAUGGAAAACAGCGUUCAAGACACGAGAAGGCUUAUUCGAGUGGUUAGUUAUGCCAUUUGGGUUAUCUAA